AGAAGAAGAGAUGGAGGAAUUAGUGAGGGGAGAGAUUGCAGGAGAGGAUGAAGGAUGAAGUGACAGAGUUCCAGCCACAUAUUUCUUUGAAUUCGGUGGUUGGACUUGCUAACCCGAAGACCAUUAAAAUGGUUGGCACCAUCCACGAGCAGGAGGUGGUGGUGAUGAUAGACCUAGGGGCGACACACAAUUUUAUUGCCCUUGAAGCGGUGGAGAAGCUAGGAGUGGAGUUGACACCUUCUAAAAUGUUCGGGGUGUCACUGGGCACAGGGGAGGCAGUACGGGGAGAAGGAGAGUGCAAGGCAGUAACCUUGCAACUUCCGGGUGUGGAAAUAACAGAGGAUUUCCUCCCACUCACAUUGGGAAAUUCUGAUGUUAUCUUGGGUAUACAAUGGCUUGAAAAAUUGGGCACCAUGAUGACAAAUUGGAAGACUCAGACACUAUCCUUCCAGCAUAAUGGGGAGGUUGUCACCAUUCACGGUGACCCUUCUUUGGGGCGCACUUGUAUCUCUUUAAAAGCAAUGAUAAUAACACUACGGAAAGAGGGGGUGGUUACUUGGUUGAGUUUAAUGCUAUGGAGGACGAACUACAGGAGGAAAGCAGUAAACAGGUGGUACCAACAGGGUUCUUACAGGAAAUGUUAGCCAAUUUCCAGCACGUUUUUUAUAUGCCUCAGGGCCUACCCCCGGUUCGUGGGAGUGAGCAUUCAAUUGUUCUUAAGGAGGGCACAGAUCCGGUGAGCGUAAGACCCUAUAGAUAUCCAUAGAGCCAAAAGGAUGAGAUUGAGAAGUUGGUGCAUGACAUGCUAAAGACAGGAAUAAUACAAGUAAGCAACAGUCCGUUCUCAAGCCCCAUGCUCUUGGUGAAGAAGGACGUAUCAUGGAGAUUUUGUGUCAACUAUCGGGCAUUCAACAAGGUAACUGUCCCUGACAAAUUUCCCAUACCUAUUAUUGAUGAGUUGUUAGAUGAAUUGAGUGGCGCUAAGUUGUUUACCAAGUUGGACCUCAAAUCGGGGUACCAUCAAGUACGAGUCAGACAUGAAGAUGUUCCUAAAACUGCUUUUCGCACUCACGAGGACAUUACGAGUUUCUUGUGAUGCCAUUUGGCCUCACCAAUGCCCCCGCCACCUUCCAAGCUUUGAUGAACGAAGUGUUUAGGCCACGUUUGAGACGGUUUGUGCUCGUGUUCUUUGACGAUAUUCUGAUUUACAGUGAGAGUGAGGAGCAGCAUAAGCAGCACUUGCAGGAAGUACUUAGCCUCAUGAGUAAACACCAACUUUAUGCAAACUUAAAAAAAUGUGAGUUUGGCAAAAGAAAGGUUGCUUAUUUGGGGCAUAUCAUCUCAGCUGAAGGGGUAUCUAUGGACUGGUCUAAAGUCCAAGCAAUGAUGGAG
Messenger RNA from Spinacia oleracea (spinach), 1392 nucleotides. RefSeq lists its product as uncharacterized. Lineage: Eukaryota; Viridiplantae; Streptophyta; Magnoliopsida; Caryophyllales; Amaranthaceae. The record is from RefSeq and is a predicted model, not a curated record. The transcript has a single exon. The coding region runs from base 48 to 644 and encodes 198 amino acids.